AUUCACUGCUUGAAUCCAAAGGAGAGUAUAGAGGAUUUGUAGUCUUGUAGCUCUAUCUAGCUAGUAGUAGUAGUGAUGGGAAAAAGAAGAAAAACCCACACAAAAGACGUACCGGGGCCAUUCACUUGAACGAGUAAGAGAGUAAAGAGGAUAUUGUAGUUUUGUAUCUCUAUACAAACGGGCCAUUCGCUUGAAUCCAAAGGAGAGUAGAGAAAAAAUAUGCAUAUGGAUUCCUUGGGAACAAGCAAUCUCAAUGCGGAGAAGGACAAGAAAGGGAAUAUAGAAGAGAGGGGAAGCUAGCUGCAUGGGUGUGAUGUAAUUGUUUUUACAAGAAAUUAAAAUGACCAAUGAGUUAAAGGGCGUCAAUUGUCUCAGUCGUGGUUGGCUUCUUAACAAUAAGAUUCCAAUCUCCUCUUCAGCUUCCCCAAUCACCAAUGGUGGCCUUGGCUUUUCUCACAGAGUUCCCUCCAAUUUAUUUACUCUUUCCAAUAGAUCUACACAGCAAAUUAGAGGUCAUCUAUUUCUUUAUGUUUUGUUGUCUAGUUGCAACUCUUGGACUCUAUAAAUACCAUUCCUAGCCUCAACUCUUUCGAGUUGUGUGUGUCUGUGUCUCCUAAUGGAUUCAACCGCCUCUACUCUGCUCCUGCGCCCUCCAUUGGAGCUCAAGGAUCGGACCAAGGACACCCGGGGUGUAGUUUUUGACUCGUCUUUGUUGAGAAAACAACCCAAUAUACCUACAGAGUUCAUUUGGUCACAUGGAGACUUGAUUUACCCACUUGAAGAGCUCAGAGAGCCUCUAGUAGACCUCCGGGGAUUCCUCAACGGUGACGAGAUGGCUACCAAUCAUGCAGCUGAGCUAGUCAGGGCAGCUUGCUUGAGCCACGGGUUCUUCCAAGUGAUCAACCAUGGUGUUGAUGCCCAUCUCAUUCAGGCUGCGCAUCAUCACAUGGAUGCAUUCUUCAAGCUCCCCAUCACCCAGAAACUCAGGGCCCGACGGAAGCCCGGUGGCAUGUGGGGAUACUCCGGCGCCCAUGCCGACCGCUUCUCCUCCAGUUUGCCAUGGAAGGAGACGCUCUCUUUUGGGUUCGAUGACCAUAGCUGUGAAACCAUGGUGACCGACUACUUCAAGUCCGUCCUAGGGGAAGAUUUUGAACAGACAGGGUCGAUUUACCAAAGAUAUUGUGAAUCAAUGAAGGAGUUAUCUCUAGUGAUUAUGGAGCUGUUGGGCAUCAGCUUGGGAAUAGAUCGCUUUCACUUCCGCAGAUUUUUCCAAGAUAGUAGCUCUAUAAUGAGAUGCAACUACUAUCCGCCCUGUCAGGAGCCUGGUCUCACCUUUGGCACAGGCCCCCACUGCGAUCCUACUGCUCUAACCAUCCUUCACCAAGAUCAAGUGGGAGGUCUACAAGUAUUUGCACAGAACAAAUGGCAGACUGUCCGGCCACGGAGUGAUGCCUUUGUCAUCAACAUUGGCGAUACCUUUAUGGCGUUAUCCAACGGAAGGUACAAGAGUUGCCUACAUAGAGCGGUGGUGAACAGGUACAGAGAGAGGAGAUCCUUAGCAUUCUUUGUGUGCCCGAAAGAAGACAAAGUGGUGAGACCCCCACAAGAUCUGGUGGGGAGAGAGGGGCCAAGGAAGUACCCGGACUUCACAUGGUUGGAUUUGCUUGAGUUCACACAAAAGCACUACAGAGCCGAUGUUAGAACACUCCAAAGCUUCACUCAGUGGUUUCUAUCUUCCAAACCACCACUCUACUAGCUCCUUUGGAUCCUUAUGUGAUCAUACUCUCUCUCUCUCUCUCUCUGACGUGUAUCUUGUGCAUCCAAGUGGAUGUAUUUUAGAUGGAGGAGGAGUCACGAGGCAUUAUUUGUUUUUCUUACCUUCUUUCAUUGUAAAUAGAAGGUGAUCAGCCUCCCAAAAAUCUUGUUGCUUUUGCUUUUAUUGAUAGGUGUUUAAUGUGUUUGGCAACGUGCAUGCAUGCUCUUAA
Messenger RNA from Nelumbo nucifera (sacred lotus), 1985 nucleotides. RefSeq names its product gibberellin 20 oxidase 1-B. Lineage: Eukaryota; Viridiplantae; Streptophyta; Magnoliopsida; Proteales; Nelumbonaceae. The record is from RefSeq and is a predicted model, not a curated record.